This is a messenger RNA of Seminavis robusta, 1342 nucleotides long. The record is from the annotation of a GenBank genome assembly. Lineage: Eukaryota; Bacillariophyta; Bacillariophyceae; Naviculales; Naviculaceae.
AAUUGCCAAGGAAAGCUCACAAAAACAACACACAGCCAUCACAAACCUGAAACAACAUGAACUCUUCAUCUUCUUGCAAUCACCACGAAAGCAUGACUUCUCUCUCCGCUUCGGUUCGAUCCGAGCACCAUCAUGCUACAGAUGCCAAUGACAAGGCCAGCAUGAAGCAAAAGCGAUUCCAUUCUCUUCGGAGGUCCAGUGCCAAUGGCAGCAUGGGCGGAAGCAGCCGAAGCCUCAGCAGCGAUCAGUCCGAACGAUCGUCUGCUUCCAACAACGGCAGUGUUGCCGCUGACGACAAGAAGGAAGGGGAACUCUUCAAGACCAAGUACCUUUGCCGUUCUACUACUCUCUAACUCUAACUAAGCAACAAACGUGGCGGCAAGCCUAAGGAAGAACCAGCGCAAGCAAAAGACCUUCCCCGGUUUGUUUGGCUUGAUGAGACUGGGUUCAAAGCAGACUUCAAGCCUUUGGUUGGGUUCGUUCAGGGCUUCACAGAUAUCCUGGACUUGCUGGCUUGAAUACAUAAUCUAUAAUCCAUAAUCAAUGCAUACCGGUACACAAAUACUAGUAUAUAACAAACGUUUCGAGAAAGGCGACUACGGUAUAUUGAUAGUUGCUUGUAGCUGCGGGUGUUACCAACACAUGCAGCCGUUGCUUGUUCAUCCUCUAUCUGCGGCCAGCCUUGAAAAUAUGCAUGAAGGUCGGCUACGAUGUAGCUAGCUAUUCAUGGUUGGAUUCGCUCGCUCACAGUCGUACAGUUUCGUGAAGAAUGAGAUCUAGCCAGCUAGGCAUUUUCCAGGGAAGUGAUGUUGAGGUCGAGAGGAUUUCAGAUACUGCUACGGUACAUCCCCGCAAGAACCUUGGUACAACCAACAACUGUGGUUCAGGAAUAAGCAGUCAGGCUGACUGAUCCGUACGGUAGCAUCGGAUGCACUCGUUGAGCCUCGCUUGCUCUGAAAGAAUCCAAUCCGCUGGUUUCAAUAACUAAGGAUCAAAGGACAGGGAGGCAGAGGAGAGGAGAUCGGGCGAUCGGAGACCAGGGUGAAAGACAUAGAAUUUCCUCCUUUCGCCUCAGAAACACCCGGACGGUAAGCACCUCAGCUGGGUGAUACCAUUGAUUCGUGGCUGGCGGGGAGCUUUCUCAAGGUACUAGCUAGACUAGCUAGCUAGCUAGUAGGGCCCUUGUUUGUGAAUCAUAUUUGUAUGUUUGUGUGUUGUCCCUUUAUGUGUCACAGUUUUUAGCCUUAACCCUAAUAAAGGUAGACUACCAAAAGAGAAACAGAUGGCUGGCUGGAGCUAGUAGGUCUACAGCUGCAGCCAGCUAGCUAGCUAGCCGCAGCCA